Dendronephthya gigantea is the source of this 2730-nucleotide messenger RNA. RefSeq lists its product as uncharacterized. NCBI's taxonomy places the organism in Eukaryota, Metazoa, Cnidaria, Anthozoa, Malacalcyonacea, Nephtheidae. The coding region runs from base 79 to 1995 and encodes 638 amino acids. The transcript has 15 exons. The record is from RefSeq and is a predicted model, not a curated record.
GAAAGUUGAUGUAACUCCCUGAACAUGUUGUAUUUAUCUGAAUGAACCAAAGGUUUUACAACAAAGUUGUACGUCGUUAUGUCGAGGCAAAAAGUUAAAAAAUGCGAGGGUAUUGCCUUUGAAAAUACGUGCGAUUUAUCUACGAUUGUUGGCCAUAAUAGCAUUCUACAAAGCGAAGGCAUAAAUGUAUGCAGUUUGUCCUUGUUGUACACGACUAACGCUUUGUCGUUAACCAAAGGAAUGAUUGCCGACGAAAUGCUUCGCUAUUACGAAGAAAAUAUUAAGGGAAAGUGUCAAAGGCAACAAUCUCAAGAAAUGAUAGGACAUUGGAAUUCCCUAAAGAAAUCAGUGAAGAACUCUUCGAAAUCGGUGCUGGAAAAGAUCCCGUUGAAGUUUUUCCUUAAACUCAUGGAGGCAUUUGAGGAUGUCGCGACUAAAAUAAAGAUCAUACAAAUAUUUGUCGAGGUUUGCCCUGACAUCGCAGAGAACAAUGAUGGCUACGACAAAGAAUGUGCAACUUCAAAAAUGCCAGUGGUGGACGAGGAAAAUUUCUCCGCGCCGGGAGAAGGGGCUGUUCCAUCAAAAAGUAAGCGACACGUGGAUGAAGGAGACACGAACUUUUCCUGCUCGUCGAAUCCAAGAGUGGAACCAGAAAAUCCCUCCAAGAAAUUAAUAUUGAAGAAAUCAGAACAUGGAUCUGGAAAAGUGGAUGAAGCGUCCACAUCACGACAAAAAAUAUGUGCAGAAACCCAAAGUACAGAUGAGUUUGGUGGCAAAUGCUGCAAAACAAUGACAAAUGACACAGAAGGUGUCUGUCAGCCUACGAAGAAGAUGGAAAUGGAAAAAAAUCAGUUCCUCGAAGAGUUGAAUGAUGGCGGAUGUGAAGAAAACAAGAGUUUGAAUCAGCAAGAAUGUGGCAUUGUGAAGGACUCGAUGUCUUUUGAAAACGACGCACGUGUGAACGGGGCAAGAGGUUCGCGAAAAGCGACGAAAGCGGUAAAAGAGAGCAAGGUAUCGACCCAGGCUGAGAACGAGCUAUCUCUCAUUGGAAAUAUGAAGAAUCGUGAACUUAGGGACAGAAGGAGGGCCAAAAGCCCUCAACCAGAGAGCGAGGCAUCUUUGAAGUCCGCUCCGAUUAUGGAAACGAAAUCGGAUGAUUCUGGAAAUGAAAUAGAACCUCGUGGGACAUCAGGAAAUGACGACUCGUCAAAGGAGGUUCUGGGCUCUAUUGGCAAAGAAAUCUUUUCCCGUCCAAAUUCAGAGGAAAAAGAAGAUUUUCCUAGGAAAGACGUCAAGGAGCCUCGGAAUCAAAAUGCGACUGCACAGUCUUUAAAGUUUACAGAGAAAGAACCAUCUUCCACAGGCAAGGCAAAUACACGAUCUGCAAGCAACGGAGUGUUUUGUGUCUCAAAAAAAGCUACAGUGAGUAAGGUUAGCACUGGAGAAAAAGACAGUUCAAUGAAAGAAAUUUUGGUAUCAAACGAGCCAGUGUCAAAUACAGACAUGUUCAGUGAAACAAGAAAAAUACCGCAAGAACGUCAAUGCAAGGAGUCUAAUAAGGUUUUAUUAUCCAAAGAAGAGGAGUUGACGCUCAAAGGGAAGAGGGCAGCACACGUCGAUGCAACUGAAAGAGGAAUAAGACCACCAGAAGACAAAAACAAUUCAUGGAGUCAGUUCCCAGCUACAGUGGAAUGUUCUCAAAACCCAUGCAUUUUGUGCAAGCCAUUGGUAGAAAGCGAGCUUACAGAACACAAAAACGCAAUUUCUCGUAUUAAGGCUCAAUUAUACAAAACAAGGAAAAGGCACGUGCAGAAAAGCAUCAAAAUCAGGAAGAAAUUCUUUAGACUGGAAAAAGAAAACAAGUCAUUAAAGAAGAGAAACCUUGAACUGAAUGAAAUGACGAAGCACCUAUGUAAACAAAUUUAUGGCUAUGUAACGAUACUGCAGGAUGUUGAGAAAACCGGCUACUACGACGUCACCAACCCAGGUUUAUAGGAGAUGGUUUGUUCCUUUGCUACCACCAAGUCUUCAAAGUAAAUAAUGUAAUUUAGGUAUAUUUAUCCAUUCCGGAAUACGAGUUAUUGCAACUGAGCUAUAUAUUUUACAAUUUAAUGUUAUAUUUUUGCCAUAUUUAAAGACAAUCAGCCAGCAAAAUACUCCCGAAUUUUCCCGAGUACACACAUAUUGUCUUAAAACGAGGCAGUUGAUAUGUACUCGAUUGUCAGUUACGCACUUCUUAUAAAAAUUAUAUAUGCAACUAUUCUUAAAUAGAUUGACAAAGACGUGUCGCUCUCUAAAUUCCCGAAUUGAAAAAUACAGGGUGUCCCAAAAAAAUCAAAACUAUUGAAAUCACCUUCUGUUAAAAUUUGAAUGACUUGUUCGCGAAUGUUUUGCUCGUGGGCAACUGAUAAUAUGCUAAAUAGGUCAACAAAAAUUUAAAGGACAUUUCGAAGGUCAUGGUGCUUGAGCUUUCAGUAAACUUAUAUCCACAUCUGUAAAUUGUAAUUGUUUGUAAUAAAAAUCAUUUGUGGGUACGAAACUUUACUGUCAUCACGCAUAAAAAUGCUUAUGUGAAACAUUUAUACACCUGUGAGUCCCAUCAGGGUGCUUAGGCACACAAACUUUAACUAUUACUAAGUCUUUGUAAUGCGACACCAUGUACAUACUAUACGCGUAGAGACCAAUUAAUACGCUCUUUUUCAAUAGCCUUUACAAUAGAUCAUUGUAAUU